This is a messenger RNA of Rubroshorea leprosula, 1366 nucleotides long. The record is from the annotation of a GenBank genome assembly. NCBI's taxonomy places the organism in Eukaryota, Viridiplantae, Streptophyta, Magnoliopsida, Malvales, Dipterocarpaceae.
AUCACAGGAAAAUUGACAGAGAAGAACUUAAAGCCUCUGAUUUCAAAGAUAACAGAAAGAAUGAGCUCUUGGGCCUCUAAGAAUUUGUCUUUUGCUGGUAGACUACAGCUUAUCUCUUCUGUCAUCCAGGAAAUAACGACUUUUUGGUGUUCUACCUUCAUAUUACCAAAGAAGGUUAUAAAGGAGGUUGAAAAGUUAUGUGCUGCAUUUUUAUGGCAAAGCUCAACUGAGUCUGCAAGAGGGGCUAAAGUGAAUUGGCUGUCAUUGUGUCACCCUAAGCAAGAGGGUGGUCUGGGUUUGAAGAGUUUGAUGCAUUGGAAUUCUAUAAGAGUUCCUUCUGAUGCAUCAUGGGGUGGGAGGAAACUCCUCAAUCUUAGACAGCAAGCUAGGAAACUCAUUAAACACAUUCCAGGUGAUGGAAAGGACAUAUAUUUGUGGCAUGAUAACUGGCACCCUUCAGGGCCUCUAGUUGAAAAUUUUGGUGCACGAAUUGUCCAAGAUUCUGGGUUUUCUUCCCAAGCCAAGCUAGAGGUGGUGGUUAAUGGUAAUUUUUGGAAACGGCCACCAACUCACUCACCUCAAUUGCUAGACAUUCAAAUUGCUUUAUGUGACAGACUAUAUCCUAAGAAAAGGGACAAGGAUACUGUUAUAUGGAUCCCUUCAACUUCAAGGACAUACACUACAGGGAGAACAUGGCACUGGAUCAAAAGUAAGCAGUCCAAGGUUCCUUGGCAUAGGCUGGUUUGGUUUUCUCGGCAAAUACCAAAACAUAGCUUUAUUAGUUGGCUAGCCAUAUUGGACAGGUUAACAACCAAAGCAAGGCAAAAGAAAUGGUCCCCUAACAUAGAUGACACUUGUGUCCUAUGCAACAAUGGAUCAGAAACUGUUGAGCACCUCUUCUUUAAGUGUACCUAUGCAAAAUGUGUGUGGAAGAGUUUGAGUGCCAUGUCUGAAAUUCCUUAUUUGGAUUCUUGGCAACAGCUUGUGUUAUGGAUGGGGAAACGAAUAAGAAGAAAGUCUUUGUAUCAAACACUCAUCAAGUUAAUGUGGAAUGCUGCAGUCUACCAUGUUUGGAUGGAAAGGAAUAGGAGAAUCCACCAACAUGUCUACAAGACAACAGGAGAAUCCACCAACAUGUCUACAAGACAACAGAUGUAGUGUGUGAAGAGAUUUGUUUUGACGUGAGACACAAACUUUUGGAAAAUGCUAGGCCUUUUCCCUCUAUUUUAAGUGCAUCAAUUGCUUUAAAAUGGGGUUUUUGAGAUUGUUGUAUAGAGCGUAGUUUUUUUGUUUUGUAGUAGCAACAAGUUGCUGCCGAACUUUUUGUACAAAUAGUUUUACGGAUAAAUAUAAUUUUCACAUUUUA